Messenger RNA from Phytophthora nicotianae INRA-310, 1232 nucleotides. RefSeq lists its product as hypothetical. Bases 77 to 1114 code for a protein of 345 amino acids. Lineage: Eukaryota; Oomycota; Peronosporomycetes; Peronosporales; Peronosporaceae. The record is from RefSeq and is a predicted model, not a curated record. Gene Ontology annotation, cellular component: mitochondrial inner membrane. Gene Ontology annotation, biological process: mitochondrial phosphate ion transmembrane transport. The transcript has a single exon. Gene Ontology annotation, molecular function: phosphate transmembrane transporter activity.
CACGUUUCCAGGUCAUUUGCUUUUUGCCCGUGGACGCCGCACUCAGGACCUCCAGUUAUCCGCUACGGCUUUUGCAAUGAGCACCUUCUUUCCUGUGGUCUCAACUUUGGGCCCGGUCACCAUGCCAAAGCAGGCGCCUGCCGUUCCAGUAGCGCCUGCCGUCCUUGCCACCUCGGCCACCAAGUGGGAUGCUCGUCUCUCACACAACCCCGUUCACGACAACGCUUUCUACGGCAAGUGCAUGAUCGGUGGCAUCUUGUCGUGCGGCAUCACGCACACAGGCAUAACUCCGCUCGAUGUAGUUAAGUGCAAUAUGCAAGUGAACCCGACCAAGUACAAGAGUUUGCUGUCGGGUAUGAAAACAAUCGCUUCAGAGGAGGGUAUCGGCGCUCUGUACAAGGGCUGGGCUCCGACCGCCUUCGGUUACUCAAUGCAGGGUAUGUGCAAGUUCGGCUUCUACGAUGUAUUCAAGGACAUGUACUCGACGAUGGCCGGUGAGGAGAAUGCCUACAAGUACCGUGGUGCCAUCUACCUGGCUGGCUCUGCGUCGGCCGAGUUUUUCGCCGAUAUUCUGCUGUGUCCCAUGGAGAUGAUCAAGGUGAAGGUGCAGACAUCGCCUGCUGGCACCUUCCCCGUGAAGCUGUCUCCGGCCAUGGCUGCCAUGAAGGCUAACCCGGAGACUCGUUUCCCAUUCGGAUCACUGGUACCCCUGUGGUCGCGUCAGAUCCCGUACACGAUGGCUAAGUUCUUCUUCUUCGAAAAGGUGGUGGAAGCUUUCUACACCUAUGUGUUCACGGAGCCGAAGAGCUCGUACCCCAAGAGCACGCAGCUCGGCAUCACCUUCGCCUCGGGUUACCUGGCUGGUAUCAUUUGCGCCAUUGUUUCGCACCCGGCUGAUUCCGUUGUUUCUCUCAUGGGGAAGCCUACAAACAAGGGCAAGAGCUUCGGUCAGAUUGUACGCGAGACUGGCAUGGUCAACCUGGCCACCAAGGGUCUGGGUACACGUAUCAUCAUGAUCGGUACGCUGACGGGCGCUCAGUGGUGGAUCUACGAUACGUUCAAGACGGUCAUGGGCAUGGGCACGAGCGGUGGCGCUGCCCCUAAAAAGCACUGAUCAACAAAUUGAAGAGCUUGUCCAGUCUAAAAAUAGCUACUUCAGAAUUUAGUUACCGUUACUUCAGUAGCCGUUUUAAAUAAAGAGCUGUUUGAAACUGCUCGCUUCCUCAGCCUCA